Lethenteron reissneri (Far Eastern brook lamprey) is the source of this 9405-nucleotide messenger RNA. RefSeq names its product vitamin D3 receptor-like. Gene Ontology annotation, biological process: positive regulation of transcription by RNA polymerase II; cell differentiation; negative regulation of transcription by RNA polymerase II. Gene Ontology annotation, molecular function: vitamin D response element binding; zinc ion binding; nuclear receptor activity. The record is from RefSeq and is a predicted model, not a curated record. Gene Ontology annotation, cellular component: nucleus. Lineage: Eukaryota; Metazoa; Chordata; Hyperoartia; Petromyzontiformes; Petromyzontidae.
UUGUGGCUGGAGCCGCUGUUGCCGCUUGCUAUUGAAGCAGCACCGUAUACAUACAAGGAGGGGGGUAGGGGUUGGUGGUGGUAGUGGUGGUUGUUGUAACGCCGCAAAACAACAGUGUCGUGACGGCCAUUUGCCUUCCAGGAAAAAUCGCAACGACGAAGAGGCGGGCUGUCAUAAGUGUCCGUGUGCGCCCGUGUGUGUUUGUGUGUGAACACAUUUCACGCAGAGAAGAGAGAAUGGGUCGUCGUCUUAAAAUGAAAGUUUAAGGGGAGGGGGAGGCCGCUGAGAGAGGAACCGAGACCCCGUGACACGGGAGCCGACUGGGGUUUGGCGUGAGAACGUUUCUCCCCUCUGGGGUUAGGGUUUGGGGUGGAUGGGUGGGUGGACUUGCGAGAGAGACACAACAACAACAACAUCAACAACAACAACAUCAUCAUCAGCAGCGGCGGCGGCGGCUUGGGUUGUCAGUGGCGCGAGAAGAAAAGUUUGGAAAAGCCAACAGGGUCAUGUCGGAGCUGCCCUGCACGUCGGUGCAGAACACGGUGGUGAGCACGUCGGCCUUCCUCACCGAGGAGGAGGAGGAGGAUGACAACGCGCCACGCAUCUGCGGGGUGUGCGGCGACCGGGCCACGGGCUACCAUUUCAACGCCAUGACCUGCGAGGGAUGCAAGGGCUUCUUUCGGAGGAGCAUGAAGCGCUCGGCCUCCUUCACCUGCCCCUUUGACGGGAGGUGCAGCAUCACCAAGGACAACCGCCGCCACUGCCAAUCGUGCCGGCUCAAACGCUGCAAGGACAUCGGCAUGAUGAAGGAGUUGAUAAUGACGGAGGAAGAGCUCCAGAGGAAAAAGGAGAUGAUCAUGAAGAGAAAGAUGGAGGACUCCUGCAAGGAGAAGUGCCGGCCACAGAUGUCGGAGGAGCAGGAGCAAAUGAUAGCCACCCUCAUUGAGGCUCACCACAAGACCUACGACUCCUCCUACUCGGACUUCGGGCAGUUCCGGCCCCCUGUGCGCAAGGAUGAGUUCGACUCGAGUGACGACUGUUCCAUGCCGGAGGCUCCCACGGACUGCUCCUUCGGCUCCUCCACGCCAGGGGAGUCGAGCAUGGACUCGGGGAACCUCGGAUUGCUGGCCAGCUUCGAAAACUUUGGCCAGGGUGCCAGCAACAUGACGUCGCCCUUCUCCAUGCUGCCCCAUCUGUCCGACCUGGUCAGCUACAGCAUCCAGAAGGUCAUCGGCUUUGCCAAGAGCAUUCCCGGAUUCAGAGAACUGAACACGGAGGACCAGAUCGUGUUGCUCAAGUCCAGCGUCAUCGAGAUCGUCAUGCUGCGGUCCAACGAGUCCUUCUCCUCGGAGGACAACUCCUGGGUGUGCGGCAGCGAAGAGUUCAAGUACAGCAUCAACGACGUCACCCAGGCUGGACACAACAUGGAGCUGCUGGAGCCUCUCGUCAAGUUCCAGAUUGGACUCAAGAAGCUGAAUCUGCACGAGGCAGAACACGUGCUGCUCAUGGCCAUCUGCAUCUUCUCUCCUGACCGGCCAAGCCUGCUGGAGCGCGAGCGCGUGGAGGCGAUCCAGGAGCGGCUGUCUGAGACGCUGCGGGCGUACAUCGUGUGCAAUCACCCCCCGCCCAGCAGCCACCUGCUCUACCCCAAGAUGGUGCAGAAGCUGGCCGACCUGCGCAGCCUCAACGAGGAGCACUCGAAGCAGUACUUGGAGAUCUCGCGCGAGGCCGGCGACGCGAACGACCUCACGCCGCUGCUCCUCGAGGUGUUCGGCUCUCCGCUCUCCUAACGGCGGCCCUGCCGCACGAGCCUCGGUCGUUUCUGUUUGCAUCUGGAAUUUUUUUUUUUAAUCCUCUAUUUCACGGAACUUUUGUUGUGGUUGUUUUUGUUGUUGUUUUUUGUUAUUGAGUCGACGUUGAGAUGCAACCGGCGUGUGCUGGUGCAUUGCAGAUCCUUGAUUUACCUGUGUUUUAUCAAGGUCGCCAACUUAACGAGUUUUUGUCCCAUCCUGGUGCUGGUUAGAAGUUUUGCAUCGUUGGUCUUUGUUUGUCGUUGGGUCUGGUCGCCGACGUUGGGACAUCUGGGACGCGCGGAAAGAGGAUGUCCUUUUGUUGAGGUCUUCGGCCAGGGCGAUUCCUCCCUUUGGGGAGAUGACCCCGGCGAAAAGGGUUCGGGCAUGAGGUCUCACCCGGUUUGGUUUCAAGGUCACGCUGACGUGGCUUCUUCUCCGUCUGGCCCCCUGAACUUCGCGUAAGCGAUCAGGUGCUGGUUCCAGCUGACACGCGUUCUCAUGGUUGUCUCUGUCUUCAUGUCAUUUAUUUUUUUCCCUUCCUCUCCACAUUUUACACAUUACCUCAAAUACGUACGUAUCUCUCCACAGUGGCUGCUCAAAAAACCGUCCCGCUUUUACGCAAAACCAGUGCCAUAUCAAUCCUCAACGACGUGCCGUUUUUGGUUGAAAUGUUCACUCUUGUCGAGUUUUUGGAUCGUUAAAUAUUGUAAUUAUGAUGAUGACGACGACGAUGAUGAUGAUGAUUGUAAGAAUGAUAGCGAUGGUAAACUGUUGGGUGUGGACUGUGCAUUGUGAGUGAUAUUCUAAGCAGAUUGCAUGACUUGUUAAGUCAGUAGGGUUUUUUAUCGACGCUGCAACAGAAAAAUGCGUCUUAACAAAAAUAUAAUUUAUUUUUACAGAUAUUCUUAGAGCUGCUAUGUCUGUAAAAAAAAUAACAUUGCGAUCCGUUUCACACGCAUACUUGUGCUGUUUACGAUUUGCAUUGUUAACUUUUACAAAUAUAUCUCGAAACAAAACUAGAUGGACCGGAAUUCGGAUCGACAGCGCAACGGGACCGCCGGAAUGCGACGAAAGUCGGAGGGAGAGAGAGACACCGCUCGCUGUCGACCGUCUGCAAGAGAGGACGGCUCUAGACAAGACGAGAUCUCUCUCAAAAAAAAAUCCUAGGAAAUAUGCAAACAUUACCGUAGCGAGUAUGGACGAUGUUCGCACCUCCAUGGAUGUGGCACUACCAACUUGAGUGUAGUGGACUCGGGUGCAACUGGUUCUCGUGACCCCAGGCCUGUGCUUGGUUGUCGGUGCGGUUUGGUGCGUGGCAAAUAUACGUUGUGAGCUUGCAUGGCACCUUGGUGUCUCUCUCUCUCUCAAUAGAGAGACACGACCUCUUGAUUAAAUAAUUCACAAAAUGAUUGUUUAAACUACCUCUGUGUGAGGUUUCUUUUUUUGUUUUUACUAGAGCACAUUCAGGAGAUGAUAGGAAAAAUGCUUAUUUUCCACACCAGCAGGCAUAGCAGCUGCAACUCUAUCGCUUGUUUCAUGAAUGAGAAAAUUUUAGUGAAUAAUGUUGUGGCUGUCAAAAACACACACACGAAUAAAGUGUCAUUAUUGCAUGUUAACUUUACCAAUUUUUUUAACCGUUUUUUUUUCCACAUUCCAAAUUAAUCUGUGACAACCAACAACAAGUUUUGGUGAAACAAUGUUGGUGUUUUUUGACAUUUACGUGUCAUGUAUCCACGCUUAUGACAAUUAAGUUUCCCAGGCAUUGCGUGUCUUUGGAAGAAUGUGUAAAUCAAGUAACCCACGUGUUAGCGUGCAAGUUCAUUCCUGACAAUCAAGCUACAUGUGCGUGUGUCACUGUUUUACUUUCUUGCAAUGUGGAAAUUGAUCAGGCAGUUUGUAGCGGCAAGGCAUUAGCUGCACUCGAGUUGGCUAUUUAUGUCUUAACCUUUUUGACAUCGGAAACAUUGCAAAAGACCAGGGCUGUCCAGAGUAGGGGAGAGGGGGCUUCAACAAGGGGGGACAUUGCCCCUUGGUCUCCCACAAAAGAGACCCCCCUCAGGUAAGCAAAGAGCGCCUGGGUAUUUUUUUGUCGCGAAUGAAUUAACGGCGCACCCCCCCCCCCUCCCACAUGGACAUUCUACUCUGCGGCUCUCCAGCCAUCGGGGGCCUCCAUGAACUUCUCUGCACACAACACAGCCAGCCCUGGGUGGCGGGGAGAGCGGGGAAAGCGCCCCUCCUUGUUUCCAAUAAGCCUCAUUAAAUUGGCCUUGUUUUCUUUUAAUUUACGUUGUGUUUUCAAACUUAUAACCCGAUGCCUGCUUUAAAACGUUUACCCACGUCGUUUAUAUACCCCCAAACAACCUUAUCAUGUUCUUGGUUCUUUCGGUAAAGUCACGUAGAAGGUGAAGACGGCUGCUUGCGUUGUAGCCGAAACGUCGUGAGAAUUAUUUUAUUUUAUUAUGUUUUAUUUUUAUUAUUUUAUUACUUCCCUUCUACGUGACUUUACCGAAAGAACCAAGAAGAUGAAUCCCUGCAGUCACGAAAGCUUUAAAUCGAAACCUUAUCAUGACCACGUUUUAUUUGUCCCUUACCCGCUGCAACGACGGACGACAGCUGUGGUUAAAGAAACACUACUUGGGCAGUCGCAUGAGCAUUGAAAUACACGUUGUCUAUAUUGUAAAUUAUUAAUGUGAUUAAAAAAAAGUGUACAUUAUUUUUUGCAAGUUUUAAAGGCUCUGGGUUCUGAAUUAUCGGUGGUUAACGUUGAUGGGCAUUUAGAUUUUUCUUGUGUUUUCCUUUGAAUAGUUUUCUGAACUGUAGUGUACUUGCCUUUUUCCAACGGACCCGUUACUCUUGUUAGUGCUUUAGUGGAGUGAACUAUGACAUUGAGCUUGCUGGAUUGCUGCGUGCUGUAUUUGAUUAAGCAAACUUCUACCUGGAACUCUGUCAAGGGUGUGUUGUCGCUCUCUGUGUACUCGGUGUUUCUGGAUGUUGUGACAGGGUUGACAAAACUGAAGGAUGUGGUGUCAUCGUCACUUUGAGAUAUGCGCUGCUUUUAUUGAGGGUUAAAACCGCCCUGUUUUAGAGCGACCUAGUUUUUGGACGGUAAAACGAUCCUGUGUGUUUCUAGGUUGACGAAACGUUGCUGGCGCUAAUAAGAAAUCGCUCGUUUUUCUCGUAUCAUGAGCUCCCGACGAAAGCACUUAUUUUUCACGACGAUAUAUAAACGACAGAAUGUGUCACUAAAAGUGGAAUGUUGUUUAUGAUAGAGAAAUUAUUUUAGGAUUAAAGAGAUAUAUAUAUAUGCGUGUGACGUGGAUGCGUAUUAACACAAUACAAAUUGUCAUACAUUUUAUAUUUGUACAACGGAUGUCCCCUAUGCACAUACUUUAUUAUUUUUCUGCUGUACCGUAUACUUUACGGCAUUUUAAGAGUUCAACUUUACAGAGAUGGGAGAGAAAACAUAUUUUAUGAUAUGCUGGUGGGAAUCUAUGUCAGAGAUGUUGUGUUUGUUACAUUGUUUUUAAGAUAAAUUGGUUUUACGCAAACAACGGUGAAAAAAAGAUGUUCAGCAGAAGCUGAUGACGUGCUCUUUAAACUAACAACCUGAUACGUAUCAAUUUUGCACUACAUUAUUUCUGACAUAACUUUCAAAGUUAAUUACCAUGGUAACAACUAAAUAUGCAUUAUAGGAUGUCUCAGUGGAAAGAUAUAUAUAUAUAUAAACCUCUUGGUUGAAAAACAAUGAAUGUCGCAACAGCCAUAUAAAUAAUAUGAUUUGUUUAUUCGGUAAUUUUAAUCGGUCAUUUGCUCUUGAACGCGGUCCACCCAUCGAGUGCGCAUGCACUGAGCACGAGAGGCACAGAAAGCGAGCAGGAUUUGUUUUUACUCGUCACGCAUUGCGACUGAUGAUGACGACGGUGAUGGCUUUUUGCCGAUGGGUAUAUUUCUUAGGAGAUUUGACAUUUCUCUCCUUGAAUUGGGGUGCUUGCUUUCGUACAGCAACAACACAAAUAUGAACAGGAUCUUGCGUUCCAGAAAUGAGUAGAAUAGAAACAAAAAUGAUUUGCUCAUCUUGGCCUUGUUGCCUCUCUCCUCCUCCUCCUCCUUGUCCCCCCGACCUCUGCCCUUUCUGCAAGCAUCACCUCGCCACGCAUGGCACAGUCCUCCUCCUGCUGCUCCUCCUCAUCCCAGCUUGAUCUCUCUGUCGGGCUGCCAAGUUCUCAACAAACCACUCGGCGUGUUAAAUGGGCAUUUCGCACAAAUACACACAACGGGAAAACAGGUCGGGGCGAUUCGGAGAAAGGACCCCCCGGGGUAGGAGGAGCGUGUAGAUGCCUCCGUCGGGGCGGAACCGACGGAGACUCUAAGGGUCCCGUCGUCGAAUUGGGGUGAGAGGGGGGGGGGUAGAGAGUGUCGUUUUUUUCUCCGCGUCGUUUUGUGUCGCUUUUUGUUGUUGUUGCAAAACCUCGCUAGCUACGGCGGCGGCGUUACGUGCAAAGUAGCAUUCGUGCACGAGAUCGCACGCAUCGUUCAUCCUGCUGUAAUGUUAGAAGAAGAAGAAACCUAAGCCAUUUUAACAAAGAAUGUUUGUAAGCGUGUCCUUGCUUGUAUAUAUCACGCCGUUUAUAUUGCGAUGUCGUUCCGACGUAGAAUUUGUCUCUGGAGACGCAAUCUCAUGAUGGUUUUGACGAGGCACCAACACUUUGUCUGCGCACGUGGUCAUGCGUUGCACUUGAGAAUAAACAAACAGCUCUUAUAGAGAGGUGGGUUUGUUGCCGUUGUCUUGGUGCAAGGAGUGGUUGUUGGCGUUACCCGCACGCUGCAACAAGUGUGCUGUUGAAAACAGGGCGAUCCGUUUUUUGGGGAACCCCGCUGAUUUAUAAUGGCCCGAUUUCUUCUCAAGCGGUUCUUGAUUUGUGUGAAAACGCUGGCCUCUGUAUCUUACACAGGAGCGUAUUUCGUCCAUGGGCCGGAGCAGAAAUCGGUACCGCCUAAUUGGAGCAAAACGUCAGUCGUAUCCAUCUAUAUGGCCACCGCGGGUGUAUUAUUUGAUAACCUCAUGCAUUUCAAGUGGUUAUCACGUAAUUCACUGUUAUUGGCCACGCAAAGAAAUGUGGCCCAUGAAAGGUAUGCCACCUCAGGUGGUACAAACCAGUUCAAUAUCUGGGCUGGGUUCUCAUGGACUGGUUAAAACGAUUUAAUACGUGCCGAGCUAUCUGUGAGAUACAUGCAAAGGUUUGUAUAUUAUUAAAUGUUAUUUUCCCGCACAGUAAAAUGCGUUCUCCCUAUUAUUUUGUGACGGGGGCAGGGGGUAAUCCAUAAAUUGAUCACCCCGUCGAAUAAAUAAAAAAUCAUGAUCAUGCCCGGAAAUUCACCUUUGCAAAAACGGUACAAGCAACAAAAACAUUCGGUUCGUGAUUGGACGGAGUCAGAGGGCGGGAGACGUGAAACGGAGCGGACGAAGCCGCCAAUAAUCCUCAUCUGCGGUCAUCGUGUGCGCCGAUGCCUUCCGCAUUUGGCUACCGCGGUGUGGGGACGUCGUCUCGCCUUUUGAGAAGCAGCAAUUGUGGGCGUGGGGGGGGGGGAGAUAAAGGAGGCUCCGUAUGUAGGGAGCAAUGCAACCACUCAAGUCCGUGCGAAUCACGAGACACGCGUUCCCACAGGAACCAUGAAUUUUGUGAAAUCGGGUUACGGGACGGCGGGGACACAAAAAACAAUCGGGUUUUGUGCGUCGCAGUUUGUGUUCUGGAUUUCAACAAAACGCGUGAUCGCUCUGGCACAAACCUCUGCAACUGGGCGCUCGUGUUGUGCAUUCUCAAGCUGCGCCCGUAGCGUUGCGCGCGUCGACUGUGCUCUCGGUAACGGUGUAUUAUGAAUGUAUACGGUAUUACCAAAUGACUAGAGUGACUUCUGACCUGUACCGGAGGUGCAACCAGCAUUAAUACAGCAAACUUGUACCCUAUGUAAAAACAACCAAGAAAAAUCCAUAUAUAUUUCAUGACUAAAAGCUGUAUAUUUUAUGUGCCAACGUUAUGAAUUUAUACAUAGGAUGCUUGAAUGUUUCAUUGGCUCCUGUCGUAUUUAUACUGCUGUUAAAAUAUGACCCCCUUCCCCGCAACGACUCACAAAAACACAUCCUAGUGUCGUUCUCGACUGCAGGUCUUCGGAGAAAUGCCUUCGUUUUCUGUCGCGCGAUUAGCAACCAACACAGGCAUUGUUCACAAUUGUACUCUUAUGCAUUAUCACUCCGCGUGGUGGUGGGUCAACAGUGCCGCACAAGGCCGGCCCUCAGGCUUUUGACGUUAGGGUCAGGUACAAAAAAAAUGCCACGUCCCGUUUAGCACUGCGUAAACACUGCACUGGGCGCGUUCGUUAAAUGUUUUUGUUGGUUAAAAAUGUGAAUGUGUCUCCUCGCCGCGCCUCGACUGACAGGGUAACCAACAAGUGAUGGCUGAUGUCCAGUGAUAUGUGUACACGUGUGUGUGCGUGUGCCAUCGAAUUAUGUUGCUGCUGCUGCUGCUUUUGUAGCUACCGUCCACUGACUGAUCGGUGGACUCUUUUUCGAGGGUCAUUAAAGGCCCCUUUAAGGGUUGUGGGAUUGCGGUAACAGAUGUUGUUGCGCCGUGUCGUCGUGCUAUUGCCGGGGCUUGCUUAGAGCCUAGAGGAGCUGCUGCCAGUGCCGAGUUGGCUGGGUGCAAUGCGGGUGUCGUGGGUGUCAGUCUGGAUAAAUCGCCGAGCGAGAGAGCAGUGCUUUAUCACGUAUGCAUGUACCUAUGUUGAACUUCUUUCGCACCGUACGUAGCCAACCGUGAUACUCGGGAUGUUGUGGGGGAAGUACAAGAAACUCAACACACAAAGCAGUUUUAAAGAAAUGACACCUGCAACAGAUGCUGCUCUCCUCCUGCCCCCCCCCCCCCCCCAUGAUUGCACAUUGACUCUCAAGCGUGAUGGACAUUGAGAGGCAUGCACAACGUAUUUAUCUCGUGACGUCGCUGCAUUCGAGCCGUUCCACAAAUCCGUCGGCACUUAAAACAAAAACAGCAUUGCGAUUUCGUCGAUCCAAACAGAUUCCCUCUCCUGUGACCCCUCGCGUUUAGGUGUUGUCACUUUAUUUGUUUUUUAAAGAGCUGUGCGCCCGUUUGUGUUGAACACCUUGAAUUAAAGAGAGCAAACACAAUUUCAUAGUUUAACGAUGUGCACGAAAUACAUGUGCAAAAUAGAGAAUGGUCUUCAGGUGUUCUACACAAUCAGCCCCGCUGUUUUUUUGUAUCGUACGAUUGUUAAUGUAUGCAGCAACAUUGCUUCGUGAGCUUUACCCCCAUCAGCGUUUUGCCAUCACCUUGUAUCCUCGUAAAAAAGAAACUUGCUGUCGCUUUUUAUUUAAAAACAAAUAUAUAUGUGUCCAUCUCGCAGCCCUUUUGCAAAUACUGUAUAUACACAGACGCACAGCACAAGCUGUGCAUAUGCGUGCACACCACACACCUGUAAUCUUUACAAUAAAAAAAAGAAUUAAUCUUCUGAACGUUAAAACGGUAUAUUUGUUUAGCUGAGUGUGCAUACGAUUGUAAAAUGAAUGUGUCGUGAAAUACAGAGAACAUAAAAACGAAAA